Messenger RNA from Armigeres subalbatus, 5406 nucleotides. RefSeq names its product alpha-1,6-mannosyl-glycoprotein 2-beta-N-acetylglucosaminyltransferase (gene Mgat2). The record is from RefSeq and is a predicted model, not a curated record. Gene Ontology annotation, biological process: protein N-linked glycosylation; oligosaccharide biosynthetic process. NCBI's taxonomy places the organism in Eukaryota, Metazoa, Arthropoda, Insecta, Diptera, Culicidae. Gene Ontology annotation, molecular function: alpha-1,6-mannosylglycoprotein 2-beta-N-acetylglucosaminyltransferase activity. Gene Ontology annotation, cellular component: Golgi stack; Golgi membrane. The transcript is spliced from 13 exons. The coding region runs from base 1632 to 3203 and encodes 523 amino acids.
AGUUGCAUCGCGUGAAGCAAUCAGCUCUAAACAGUCAUCCUAUCCGAAAAAGUUACAGGCUGCAAGAUAGUGUUUGCGAUUCGGAAAGGAGACAUCCUACGCAUGAAAACAACGGAACAGUAUUCGGAAUCGGCUGAGACGUGAAUACGAAGAAAAUCGAGCUCGCGUUCGGAAAAUGACUGUGUAGGGCUGUCAAACAUUAUCGACCGAUAGUCUGGAUAAAAGUGUUGUUAUAAUAAACUUAAAAUCCAAUUCUUCUAAAGUUCGUCAAUCUAUCAAGAAUGGUAUAACCAUAAGGGCAAUUUUCAGGUGGUCGCAUAAGGUGGAACGCAAAAACUAAGCGAAGUAAUGCAAAAGUUUCGACAGGCAACCUCCUAAGUGACGGAAUUGACCCAUCGAUGGUCGAAGAAGUGAUGUGCGCGUGAAGAGAAUUUCUAAUGCGGCAGCGGUGUUUGUCGCAGAAAGAUAUGGAUCUAGUACUAACCAAGGGGAAUGUGCCAUCCAUUAUUGUUGUGAAUCACUUCGUUUAUUGAUCUGUUGUUUGGCUAAAUUGGCCAGCCCGCCUAGGAGCGGUGGGCAAAGAGAGUCGAAAAUUGCAGUGCUACUAAAGGCUAAACUAGUGUGUAUAAAAAUUGUCACAAUUGGCGAGGUUACAAAGCACUCUUAAUGUGUAUCAUCAUCCGAUUCGAAGGCAAAGUGUAGGAAAAUUUCUUGAAACAUCGCUGUGAGUGAGUGAACAACUGGGUGCGAAUUAGCAUAAAAUUUACAGAGUUGCCGCAACGAAAAAUCACAGAAUAAUAAGUGAAUUGUACACCUAGCGUUGGGUUGGACUAUAUCUAUGGUGUUGUUUAUGUUUGCAAAUCUACCAAAUAGUCACCAGUAGCGCGACGCAUACAGCGGUGUUGCUGAUGUUGUGUAAGAGUGUUGCGAACCGUGUUUAUGCUUUUAUCGCUGCUUUAAUGCUAUCACAAACAAGACCAUCGACGAAGAAGCUGUGCGCCGAUGACUGCGACGGUGGUGACUACGAACGAGCGAUCGAUAUCAAUUAAAUGGCCGGUUGAAUCAAGAUGCUACUUCUCGGAAGCGGAACAAACAGUCGUUAACAAACCGAUCCUAUAGGCGCCGUUCCACAUAGUGGCGACGUCAAGUGGGUCAACGAAGGCUACUGCGACACCCAACGACGACCGACGUCGCCGGCAACCCGACAUUUCCGUCCCGGAAGUGGCGACAAGUGGCUACCGCCCACCAUCCUGGUCGGAGUAGCAUCAUCAUCUGGUAAUAUCUGGUUCUUACACUUGGACAACGUGUUCCUUUUCUGUACCCGGUUGUGGAUUACACCAUGUCCCCAAGUGGUACAGCAGCUGGACGACGCCAUACGCCGCAACGGCCCCCAACUGUCACAAGGGUGACGAUAUUAAGUGCGGUGGUGCAAACUAGGAAUUAGCCCUGCAUCUCGUUACCGGAAGCAGUAGGACGUGUACAUCUCAAAUCGUGGUCCAAAUCUCACUUUUUGCUGUCAGUGAAACAGGAAGCCCGUUCACGAGAGGGGAAGGACGAAUAAAGGGCUUCACAAUAUCACGGAAACCGCAGUUCAAUAGCGAAACCGUGUAGCUUUUUGGACUGGUUGUAGAAUGAGAGGUCGACGAAUUCCGAUCGCAUUGCCAAACACAGGUGCCCUGUCACGUAGACGUCAUACGCUUUACAUCCGUUCUGCGAUCAUUGUGUUUAUUCUUUUCGCAUUCCUGCAAUUCCACGUGAUAAACUAUGACUCCAACGAGUCGGGACCGGCGGAUACAGCCAACUAUUCGACGGCAGCGAUCUUGCAGAUGGUGCCACCGGUUUUCCAUAAAUAUCUGACAUCAAAGAGCCGAAAUGGAACAGUCGGACAAAAUGGCACCCACGCCGGGCUGGGUGACAGCGCACAGCGGUCGGCCAACAUCAGCGAAAUCCUCCGCAUGAUAAACCGCUACAACGAACUGCAGACGAUCCUAAACGAGGACAUCUUCGGUCCGCUACAAAAUGAUUCUGUGAUAAUAGUAGUGCAGGUACAUAAAAGGAUAACCUAUUUACGCCAUUUAAUCGUAAGCCUGGCCCAGGCGAGGGACAUCGCGCGCACGCUGCUGGUCUUCUCGCAUGACCACUUCGACGACGACAUCAACGAUCUGGUGCAGAGCAUAGACUUCUGCAAGGUUAUGCAGAUCUUCUAUCCCUUCUCGAUACAAACUCAUCCGAGUGAGUUUCCCGGUGCGGACCCUGGCGACUGCCCCAGGGAUAUCAAGAAGGAACAAGCGCUAUUGCGAAAAUGUAAUAAUGCGUUGCAUCCAGAUCUUUACGGUCACUAUCGGGAGGCCAAAUUCACUCAAACCAAACACCACUGGUGGUGGAAAGCGAACCGCGUGUUCGAUCAGCUAGAAACUACCAAAUACCACACGGGUCUGGUGGUCUUCCUAGAAGAGGACCACUACGUUGCGGAGGAUUUCCUUCACAUCCUGGAGCUGAUGCAGCUCAAAUCGAACGAGCUGUGUCCCAAAUGUAACAUCCUAUCGUUGGGGACGUAUCUCAAAACGUUCAACUACUAUACCUACAACAAGAAGCAACAAAAGCAACUGCAGCAACAGCAGCAACAACUGCAACAGCAAAUACAGCGCCAGCAGCAAGCCACUAGUAGUGGUGGCGGCGGUGGACAGUCCACCACCGAAAAGUACGCAUCCCAGUCCCAGUGGGGCUACCAAGUGUUGCCAACACUCUACUCGAUCUACCAGAAGGUGGAAGUGACGCCAUGGAUCAGCAGUAAGCACAACAUGGGUAUGGCGUUCAACCGGUCCACGUGGCACGAGAUAACGCGGUGUGCGCGGCAUUUCUGCGAGUACGACGACUACAACUGGGACUGGUCGCUGCAGCACGUGUCACAGCAGUGCUUGAAGCAGAAGCUACACGUGAUGGUCGUGAAAGGCCCCCGGGUCUUCCACAUCGGUGAAUGUGGGGUCCACCACAAGAAGAGCAACUGCGAAUCAAACCAGGUGAUCUCCAAAGUGCAGCAAGUGCUGCGGGUAGCACGCCGCUCUGGGCAGCUCUAUCCAAAGUCCAUCUCGCUGACGGUGGCCAGCGUUAUCAAGAAGACCAAACUUCGUAAAGGCAAUGGCGGCUGGGGUGACCAGCGGGAUCACCAGCUGUGCUUCAACAUCACCCUAAUUGGGCGGUAAUCCAGAGAGUCGCCGCCGUAUCAGAAUGUACUCAAGUAUCGUGAAGGGUCAUUUUUACUGAGAACCUAGCUAGACUGAGAUAAGGAAGACUCGCAUGAACGUAUUUUUGAAUUGCGCACCAGCAGGCUUCGGAAUUCUCACUCAUAUGAAUAAAAAUCUGCGAUUAAUCCAUUAAGCGGAGUAUGAUUUUUCAUAGUCCCCUGUGAGGAAGUAUUCUUACACAACAUUUUUAUCCGGAUAGAAUGGAGGGUGAUAAAUUCGUGAGCGCCGGAUCGCCGGAUAAUUUAAUUUUAAUCCACAAAUUUUCCUUAUCGUCACCUCACCAGAUAAAUUUUACAAGCAUAUUUACAAAAAUUUAGGACCGCAACGGGAUUAGAACCCAAAACAAUUUUAAAAUGUUCAGAACGACCACUAAAACCACACCGCCACAUGAAUUGAUUGAAAGCGAGGGGAAAACCUGCUGUAUUGAACCUUCUGCUUAUCGUGGCGCAUCAUCAGAUUCAAACAGCUUGGAGAGGCAAAGUAAGCUGCAUUUGAUUUUCGCGAAGCAUGGGAAGGAGGAUAACAAUUUUUCGCACCAUCGCUUGUGCCGGAGUUUAUCGCACUGUAAUUUAUCCAGAUAAAAUGCAUGGUGGAGUGAUCAGUUGUCGCGUGAGUGAGUGAGAAAUCCGAACCCUGCGCACCAGUAAGAGACACAACAAAAACACAGACACACGUCACGUCCUAUUUUAUGUUUUUAGAUUAUAUUAGGUGUAAACAUGUGACUAGGAAACCAAAAGAUGAUGUAGUGGGCAUCGCAAACAAAUGUGCACGAAUGAAAUGCAAAAGAAAAGUUUGGCGAAUUGAAUGUACCUACGAGACAAAGAAGAUUAUAAAAAGUUGGUUUUAUAUGAAACGUGAAUACUAAGAAAUAGAUUGUGGCUGUAUAGUGAUGAAUGUUUAUAAAUAUUAAUAUUUUGUAGGAAAAUAAUUUAAUUUUAUUGUCCAAAGCUCCUCCUUUGCUAUUGAAACAUUUCAGAAAAUGCAAUUUACGCUAGAAUUAUCACAUUGAUUGAAAAAGAAACACUGCAAAAUGAAAGUUAUAUUAGGCAUGUCUCUGUAUUUAUUCGCAACCAUAUGCUUCAUUAUGUUGAAGGUAAAAGUGCUAAAUUUAGCGUAAAUUGACUUGUUAUUUAUUAAAACUUCCAUCCGACUUUUUCUUAGUUUCAUAGUUAUUCAAUUUAUAGUUAUGCAUGUUUAAUUUAUGUUUGUCACAAUAGAGCAACUUUAAAUCACAAAAGGCAUUUUUUCAUUAAGUUUGUCCCUUUUGUUAUGACGAAAACAAAAUGAUCCCUCCCGAAAAAUAGAACCACCAAUGAUUUACUUUAACUUUUCUCAACCAAUAUUUAAUAAAGAUAAGAAAAACGAACGGCCGGUGUUUGUCAACGAAAUAGUAUGUCUUAACGAUGAGAAUCAAAAACAAGUUACCACUAAUUGAUCGUGAAUGUCACAAUAAUGUUUUACAAUAAAAGAUCAACCCCAUACCUAUAUAAUAGAGAACCAGUAAAAGUGCAAAAGCCUAAUUGAAGAAAAAAUAGAAAUAGAUACAAAAUCUACAAUAACGAUUGCGACAGUUGAAAUACGCACACAUGCCAACACAAGCAUCGCAGAUCGCCAGCCGUAAACAGUUAGACAAGUUUCACAAACUAGUUUGCUUAAAAUUGAAUUCCCAACUGCAACGACUGGCAUUCUGUACGUCCAUCAACACUUCAACGUUUACGAUUUUUUGUUAAGUUAUAUAAAAUAUGUCAUCUAGUCACAUAUUAGGUACAUAUAGAUCAGACCAACCAAGUUGCUGUUGCAUUUUGUUAAGUUGUUUAAAACAAUCUGUUUUCAUUUUAUUGUUAUCACAUUUUAAUAUAAAAAAAUAACGUCUCGACCUAACAAACAUAUGUUCAUACAAUCCACGGAGAACAAUAAUUUCGUCUUGGUUCAUAUUUUUAUCAAAAACUAUAAGGAAAACGAGUGUGAGUAUUGUAAACUAGAAAAUGCCCUCAAUGGUCCAACUUGCCGUCAGAAUGCAACCAGGUGUCGGAAAAAUAAUUCGAAGCCGGCAAAUGGCUUGCAAACUAGGAGCGAAAGGAUAAAGAUAAAAGACAUGUACGUCACUUUUAGAAUCGAAAUCAGUAAAAAAAAGAAGGGAACUUAUGAAACGAUCAAUCGA